UCCCAAGAAGCUGAUUGAUUCUUUAGAAUGAAUGGAUUAUGGCCCAGUAAAUGAUAUCAUGCCAAAGUUGAUAGGAGACAGGCCUAACACAUGCAUAUACACAAAAGCAUUGGCAGAAUAUGUUGUACAACAAGAAGGAGCAAAGCUAAAUGUGGGGAUUGUAAGGCCAUCUGUUGUUGGUGCCAGUUGGAAAGAACUUUCCAGGAUGGAUUGAUAACUUUAAUGGACCAAGUGGUCUCUUUAUUGUGGCAGGGAAAGGGAUUCUUCGAACAAUGCAUGUCUCCAAUAAUGCCCUUGCAGAUCUUGUUCCUGUCGAUGUAGUUGUCAACAAGAGUCUUGUGGCAGCCUGGCAUUCCGGAGUUAAUAGACCAAGAAACCUCAUGUCAUAUAAUUGUACAACAGAUAACACUAAUCCUUUCCACUGGGGUGAAGUUGAACACCAUGUAAUUUCCACUUUCAAGAGGAAUCCUCUCGAACAGGCCUUCAGAUGGUCCAAUGUAAAUCUAACCUCCAAUCACCUUUUGUAUCAUUACUGGAUUGCUGUAAGCCGUAAGGCCUCGGGAUUCCUGGAUGAUAUCUACCUCAGAAUGACUGGAAGAAGCCCAUGGAUGAUGAAAGCAAUAACUCAUCUUCACAAAGCUGUGAUGUUACUUGAGUAUUUCACAAGUAAUUCUUGGGUUUGGAAUACUGACAAUGUCAAUAUGUUAAUAAAUCAACUAAACCUUGAAGAUAAAAAGACUUUCAAUAUUGAUGCACGGCAGUUACAUUGGGCAGAAUAUAUAGAGAACUAAUGCAUGGGAACUAAGAAGUACAUAUUGAAUUAAGAAGUGUCUGGCCUCCCUGCAGCCAGAAAACAUCUGAACAAGUUGCAGAAUAUACCUUAUGAUUUUAAUACUAUCCUUGUGAUCCUCAUCUGGCACAUUUUUAUUGCAAGACCACAAAUGGCAAGAAACAUCUGAUACUUUGUGGUUAGUCUGUGUUACAAGUUUCUGUCAUAGUUUCAAGCAUCCAGCACUAUGUGAUA
Symphalangus syndactylus (siamang) is the source of this 1024-nucleotide messenger RNA. Its product is annotated as fatty acyl-CoA reductase 1-like. NCBI's taxonomy places the organism in Eukaryota, Metazoa, Chordata, Mammalia, Primates, Hylobatidae. Gene Ontology annotation, molecular function: alcohol-forming very long-chain fatty acyl-CoA reductase (NADP+) activity. Gene Ontology annotation, biological process: long-chain fatty-acyl-CoA metabolic process. Gene Ontology annotation, cellular component: peroxisome. The record is from RefSeq and is a predicted model, not a curated record.